This is a messenger RNA of Ictalurus furcatus (blue catfish), 3152 nucleotides long. It is a transcript of the gene srsf11, whose product is annotated as serine and arginine rich splicing factor 11. Lineage: Eukaryota; Metazoa; Chordata; Actinopteri; Siluriformes; Ictaluridae. The record is from RefSeq and is a predicted model, not a curated record. The transcript has 11 exons. Gene Ontology annotation, cellular component: nucleoplasm. Bases 621 to 1694 code for a protein of 357 amino acids. Gene Ontology annotation, molecular function: RNA binding.
CUACCAGUGCUAUAAACCCGACCCAGCCGAAAAUGCCAUCCAACACUUUUAUCCUGUGCAGCCCGUCCUGUUUCUCUCUCUGUCUCUCUGUUUGUCUCUCUGUCUCUCUCUUUCAGUAAAAUGUUGAUUACAGAUUCACCCCCAUGGAUUCUCACACAUCCAUUAUUGAGAUAUUUUAUAUAAAAAGUGGGCUUUUGCUGGCAGGUCACACUUGUCCUCUCCUCUGGUGUUCCUCAUUGUUCCUCACACACACAGCUACACUUCUGAUAAGUGAUAAGCUUUUUUUUUUCCAUGAAUGCUACAAAAUCAAAAUGGACGCCAGCAAAAGCCUUCUGGGGGGGGGGGGAUUUUUAAUUUCCAGUAUGUAGGGUAAGUCAGUCCAUCAGUAAUGAAACUGUCCUUUGAUGUUGAUCCCGAAUCAUAAACUCUGUUUUGUCUAUUUUGAUGUGUUUGUGUGCUUUUAUAGCGAAGCAGUCGACGUGAGUCGCUUGUUCAUAAAACAGCUAAUGAAAAUUGAAAGCAGCUCCCCUGGACAACCGGCUGUGUGCUUGCUAACAUUUGGUUCAUGACUUAGAAAAAGUUCAGGAGUGAUUCCUGAUGAGUCCAAAGCUCUGUCGCUGAUGGCUCCAGCCAACGCCGUCGCAGGAAUGUUGCCAGGCGGCGGGCUUCUCCCCACCCCAUCUCCAGUACCAUCUAUUGGUGGUGUUCCUCUUGGCUCUCUGGGUGGGCCUGGCAUGGAUGCUAUGGCAGCUUUAGGCAUUCCUGGACCCAAUAUGAACCCUCAGUCUUUGUCGGCGGAGCAGAUUAUGAAGUUCAUGGCGUCAAUGGAUCCCAAUGUGCUGCUGUUUUAUGACAGGUUAAAUCCGUUGGCUGCUGGAUUAAACCUAAACGCUGGAUUAAAGACCGAUGCGUCGAACAAGGAGAUUGAGGAGGCCAUGAAGAGGGUGAGAGAGGCCCAGUCUCUGAUCUCCGCUGCCAUCGAGCCUGGAAAUAAGAAGGAUGAUAAAAGGAAGCAUUCGAGGUCAAGGUCAAGGUCACGGAAGAAGAGAUCGAGGUCUCGCUCCAAAUACAGGCGUUCCAAGAGCCGAUCACGGCGACGGUCUCGCUCCAGGAGCAAGAGGAGGUCCAAGAGCCCACGCAGGAGGAGAUCUCACUCUAAAGACAAGAGGAGGCGCUCUCGGUCAAGGUGCGUGGGGGAUCGGAAGAAGCGCUCGAAAACUCCGCCGAAGAGCUACAGCAGUGGCCGACGCUCCCGCAGCAGCAGCCACAAACGUCACAGGAGGAGCCGCAGCAUCUCUCACUCACCGAAAAAGUCCAGGUCUCCAAAGAGGAGGCUCUCUAGAUCUCCAUCACCCAGGAGGCAUAAGAAGGAAAAGAAGAAGGACAAGGAGCGCGAAAGAGACCGGGACCGAAAAGAAGACCAAAACCGAGAAAAGCGAGAACGUUCCACCAGCAAGAAGAGUAAAGACAAGGAGAAGGAGCGAGACCGGAAGUCAGACGGCGAGAAGAGCGACGUGAAGGUGAUCCGGGAUUACGACGAAGAAGAGCAGGGCUACGACAGCGAACGCGAGGAAGAGCGGGAAGGGAGCCCGGACAUGGCGGCGUCUCCGCACGCUACCGACGACGCCGGGAGAGGAGAGUCGGACCAGCACAGCGACGAGCAGCAGGACGAAGACAUGGACAUGAGUGACUGACGGCAUGCACACGAUUCCGACAUAGCUUUUAAAAAAAAAAAAUUAAAAAUCUGUUCAUGUAACAUUUACGGUUCUAAAUUAAAAGUGAUCAUUUGGCCAAAAAUUAAGUUCUGUUCAAAUUUUUCCCUCUACAGCAAAUAUAGUCAGUUAGACCAGACGUGUUCGGUGUCCACAGUGUACUCCUUUAGUUUUGUACUGGAAUGAUGCGUUUUGAGCUGUGUGUGUGUGUGUGUGUGUGUGUGUGUGUGUGUGUGUGAUGAUUCAGAUGUUGAGUCUGGCUGAUCAGCUACAUUUGGAAUAAAAGGAACAUUGUGUUAACGUCACGAUCAUAAGGUUAUUUGCUGCGGAGCUGAUGUUAUUGGUGGGCGGGGAAAAAAAACGUCGGGGUAUUUUCCAUCACUUCCACUAGAAUGUUCUUUUUAUGUGACUGCAUCUCCCUCCAUACUGCUGUACUCGACUGCAAAGUGUCGUUUUAAUUCUUUUAAUACCCUGCCAUCGAUCCUUUCUGUACUUUUUUUUUCUUUUUCUUCAGUCUAAAAAUAUAUAUCUUUGGAAUAUUUGUGUGUUGAUUAGUUACUCGCGUUAAACAAAACGGAUUCUGUCCGUUUCACACGCGUUAAUCUUGUAUAAGAAUCUGACCUGCUGCGUGUGACGCUUUCGGCGCUUGCUGUGGGAAGCUGGGAAUGUUCGUAGGGGUUCUGUGGAAAAAUCGCUUUUUAAAAAAGAGAGAAAAUAAAAAAUCUGAUUUAAUUUAAAGUUACAACUGCUCAUUUGACUGUGAAUAUUACUGGCCAAUAGGCUUGAUAUUGAGUUGUGUUUUUUUUCCUCCUGCUUGAAAGUUAACAAUUUAUUAUUUUUUUAAAUUGCAUUAAGCGAUUUAAUCGUCAGGCACACGGUGGUUAGCACGUUCGCCUCACACCUCCAGGGUCGGGGGCUCGAUUCCCACCGCUGCCCUGUGUGUGUGGAGUUUGCAUGUUCUCCCCGUGCUGCGGGGGUUUCCUCCGGGUACUCCGGUUUCCUCCCCCAGUCCAAAGACAUGCAUGGUAGACUAAUUGGCAUGUCCAAAGUGUCCGUAGUGUAUGAAUGGGUGUGUGAUUGUGCCCUGCGAUGGAUUGGCACCCUGUCCAGGGUGUACCCCGCCUUAUGCCCCAUGCCUCCUGGGAUAGGCUCCAGGUUUCCCCGUGACCCUGAAGGAUAAGCAGUAUAGAUAGAUGGAUGGAUGGAUUUAAUCUAACUAAAUCGUUAUAUCGCACAAGCCUACUGGUCAAAUAUGUUUUGCAUUUAUUUUGGGUUUUUUUUUUGUUUUGUUUUUGCACAGCCAUGCAUUUUAUUAUUUUUUUUCCUUUCAUAUCCCCAGGUUGUAGACUUCUUUAGAGAAUGGUUACUCAUGGUUAUUAUUUUUGCAGUGUUGUGAAAGUUGAAAAUAAAACUUUAAGUCUCGUGAUUUAAUUACUUUAA